Messenger RNA from Salvia hispanica, 1140 nucleotides. Its product is annotated as F-box/LRR-repeat protein At1g55660-like. The record is from RefSeq and is a predicted model, not a curated record. NCBI's taxonomy places the organism in Eukaryota, Viridiplantae, Streptophyta, Magnoliopsida, Lamiales, Lamiaceae. Gene Ontology annotation, molecular function: protein binding.
AUGGAGGAAGACAAAAUCAGCCAACUCCCCGAUGAUAUUCUUCUACUCAUCCUCGAUAAAAUCGACACAUCUCAAGCCGUUGAAACCAUGAUUCUCUCCCAUAGAUGGAAAAACGUGUGGCGUUCCCUCCCCGGCCUCCGCUUCCACUUCAGCUUCGCCGCAAGUGUAUUUCCCGAUCCCCCUCUCGUAGAAGAGUGCGAUCGCCAAUUGCAAUCUCACCGCAAGUUUGUUUCCCAAUUCCUCUCUCGCCGCGACGCCGCAGCCGCCCUCCACGACUUCCAUAUCUCACUAGACAAACUCUCGUUCCAAGAGCGAAGGAUCUACAUCUACGAUGCUCACAGGGAAUUCAUGGAUGAAUGCUUCCUCUACGCCGCCAACCACGGCGUUCAAUCCCUUCGACUCGAGGCCCCCAACUACCCCAAUCUGUGGCUUCCGGAAGCGCUUAUCUCCUGCAAGACGCUGCGGGAGCUCAGGUUAGAGGGCAACCCGGUAAAAUUCCCUGGAAGCUUAUCUUUGCCGAAUUUGAAAACCUUUCAUCUUGAAGGAAAAAUGGUCUUCGAUGAUGAUCGCGACAGAAGGGAGCCUUUUUCCGGCCUCCCGGAGCUUGAGGAGCUUACUCUUAAAACCUUAUCAUUUGAUGUAAUUGCUUUAAAGGCUCCAAAGCUUAGGGUUUUUGAAAUCACCUGUAUUUGGAUUGUAGCGAAAGAGGUUUCUGCGCCGUUGCUUACCUCGUUUAGUUACAAUGCUUUUGAGGCUUGGGAAUGUGAAAAGGUGAAUCUUCCGAUGUUGGAACAAGUCCAUUUAGACAUUCAUGACAUUGGAGACGAUUUCGAUCAGAUGCAAACCAACUUUGUCAGGAUGUUUCACCAGUGUCGGAACGCUACCACGGUUUCAUUGACAUUGGACACUCUACAGGCUCUUGAACGCUAUGGUGGUCCCUUUGAGCAAACUCCUCCCCCGUUUCCCAACAUGAAGUGUCUCAAGGUCAUAGAAGGGCUUAACAAAACGCACAAAGUGUUUCGGAGAGUAAUGAACUAUUUGACGGGGACUUUGUGUUGUGAGGUGAAGCUUCCUCCUAGCAUGGUUGAUGUUGAGCAGAUGUCCAACUAUGAUGAAGACAACUGUGAAACAUUUGUGUGA